UCCGUUCAGGUCUGGGCACUGAAUGUUUUACUCGGUCCCCCCAGUGUACCCCUUACAAGUUAAGUUAAACUGGCUCACUGGGCGACUCCCCAUUUUCACAUGCGGCCGAUAUUGUCCAUUUCAGUAUAUCCCGAAUGUGUCAUUGCUGUUAUAUGAAUAAAUUGGUAAACGUUGCUUGUGUCUGUUAUUCACUGCAAUGAGUCAUGGACUGUUAUUACAGCCAGUUUUUUUGUUUUAUCUGUCAGGCGGAUUCUUUAAUUAAUCGAGAUUAUUUGAGUUUAUAUCAAAUAGUCCGUAUUAAUUUUGAUACACCCUGUAGGUCGGGUCUACGUGACUUUCGCGGCUAGAUGGUAGAAGUUAAUUUGUAUGCACUACGUCACACUCGGUACUCCCUGUGAUCGAACCCAUUCAUUACAAUUUUUCCAACCGAAGCACCCACCCACCCUCACCCAAUUUUAAUUUGUAUAUACAUGUUCUUUCCUUUUGGUUCUGCUGUUUCCUUCUCUUUCAUAGGUUUCGCAACAGACGAAGACUCCCAACAGGUUACCUGGAUAAGUAAAUGGUAAAGCCUGGACCACACCAAGUGUGACUGCAUUGCCAUUCGAGAUGAAGUGCCUUAAUAACAACUUUUUUAAAUGUUAAGGGGGAAUUUUUAAUUUUAAGGCAAAUUGUUGAUACAGUGUAUUUGAGUCUAAUUAAUUAGACUGUCGCAUCUUUAAGGGGGGGGGGAGAGACUGGGGAGUCGGUAAUGGUAUGUGAUGACUGUUUCUGCUCCAAGACCUGGUUGUUUCCCCCACCUGCUUCUAAAGCAGGGGGCAAUUUACAGUACUAAUAGUGGGGCCACCACCGGGGACGGUUGGGCCUACAUCCAUCUCACUUCAGUGAGGGGAUGCUACAGUCUGAUGCAUGUUUGGGGCUUAUGUCCAACAUGAUAAUGUACAUACCAGGUAGCACUGCAGGAGACAGGGUGAGAAGGGCGGGUUUCGCUUACCUCCUUAGAACGCUGGCGUCCGUUCAGGUCUGGGCACUGAAUGUUUUACUCGGUCCCCCCAGUGUACCCCUUACAAGUUAAGUUAAACUGGCUCACUGGGCGACUCCCCAGUUACCCCACAAAAUUUUCACAUGCGACCGAUAUUGUCCAUUUCAGUAUAUCCCGAAUGUGUCAUUGCUGUUAUAUGAAUAAAUUGGUAAACGUUGCUUGUGUCUGUUAUCACUGCAAUGAGUCAUGGACUGUUAUUACAGCCAGUUUUUUUGUUUUAUCUAUCAGGCGGAUUCUUUAAUUAAUGAUUAAUUAUGCUUUUGUAAUAUACUAGGUCGAGUAGAAUCAAUUAAGGUUUAACGAUGUCCGAUGAAGGUCUGAUUAUAUUUUACAAUAUUUAAUAUAAUGGAUAUACUUCCGCAAAUUAUGAAAUGUGUGUGCAGAAUUAUUCAUUACUAAUUGAAAUGAAGCUUGUAAAUAUUGGUGUGAAUUCCGGAAACAAUUCUAGAGUUCAAAAUCGAGCAAAAGCUGAAAGUAAAAAUUUGCAGAAUAUAUGUACUUAAUAUUAAUGUCAUCGAAUGUUUACCCGACAUGUCAGGUUUCGUCUUCAUUACGAUUCUCCUUAAACUUGUGCAUCCUGCUGAAGGGGACUGUCACGUAAACAACUGGCCAUUGUCAUGUGAAGCCAACUUCAAAGUAGGGCCCGAUAAAUGUGAACCAUGCAAAGCCGGUAAAUAUGGGUGUAACUGCUCCCAGGACUGCACCGUCAAUACAUAUGGUUUGAACUGCUACUUCAAGUGUAAUUGUUCUGUGGAUGAACUUUGUGACCCAGCAGUAGGAUGUGUUAGCUUCAACAUCACUUCAACGUACAAAACAUUUACACAACAAACAUCGGUUUCAGCAGCAUCACCACCACCACCAUCAUCAUCAUCAUCAUCAGAUGCUCAAGAUACGACACCAGUGCUGAAGAAUAGUGCAGCGCCAUUAACGGUGUUCAACGUUGUUAUUAUUGCCUUGGCAGCCUCAUUGGUUUUAGUGGUUACGCUGAGCAUUUCCUGCAUAGUUAUUGUAGUAAGUGCUGUAAUAACAACGCAUAGAUACAUGUAUUCAUUUCUACUGUAUUUGUCUGUAGACGAAACUCGGAAAGGGGGACAAAAACAGCUACGAAAACAAAGAACAGCGAGGAGAUGUCUGAGACCGCGGAACAAAAUCCAGAUUUCCAUUCGUACCUUACCAUCAGCGAAAGAUCCUUUCGUCUGUAUGCCGAUGUUCACUAUGACGAAGCGGAGGAAAGGAAGAGCUUAACAUCAGUAUCAUUACACAGUAAGGGAUACGAUACCAGCGUCAGUUAUAAAAGUGGAGGAUCCGAUGAUUAUCUAACACCGACUGUAAAGACUGCCAAAAAAGAUGCAACCAGUAGUCAGUCAUCUGGCGAUUAUGACGAUACCAUUACAAAAUGUUCAGAAACUUGUAUCUGACGAUUAAAUAAAGAUUGCAAUCAAAGAAAA
Messenger RNA from Ostrea edulis (European flat oyster), 2487 nucleotides. RefSeq lists its product as uncharacterized. Lineage: Eukaryota; Metazoa; Mollusca; Bivalvia; Ostreida; Ostreidae. The coding region runs from base 1571 to 2284 and encodes 237 amino acids. The record is from RefSeq and is a predicted model, not a curated record. The transcript is spliced from 6 exons.